AUGUCUGACUCAGUAAUUCUUCGCAGCGUGAAGAAAUCUGGAGAGGACAAUCAUGGUUUUGAGUCAGAUAGAUCAUAUGACAAUGAUAAGAAAUCAAAGUUAGAAGAUAAGAAGAAGAAAGGUGGCAGCAGUCAAAUUGGCUUCUUUCAAUUGUUUCGAUUUUCUUCAAAGACUGACAUUUGGCUGAUGUCUGUGGGAAGUUUAUGUGCAUUUCUCCAUGGAGUAGCCUAUCCAGGCGUGCUACUGAUUUUUGGCACAAUGACAGAUGUUUCUAUUGAGUAUGACAUGGAAUUACAAGAACUCAAGAUCCCUGGAAAAGCAUGUGUGAAUAACACGAUAGUAUGGACCAACAGCUCCCUCUACCAGAACGUGACAAAUGGAACGCGCUGUGGGUUUCUGGACAUUGAAAGUGAAAUGGUCAAGUUUGCCAGUUACUAUGCUGGCAUCGCUGUCGCGGUACUUGUCACAGGAUAUAUUCAAAUAUGCUUUUGGGUAAUUGCUGCAGCUCGCCAGAUACAGAAAAUGAGAAAACUGUACUUUAGGAGAAUAAUGAGAAUGGAAAUAGGAUGGUUCGACUGCAAUUCAGUGGGAGAGCUGAAUACAAGAUUUUCUGAUGAUAUUAACAAAAUCAAUGAUGCCAUUGCCGACCAGAUGGCCAUUUUCAUUCAGCGCAUGACCACGAGCGUCUGUGGGUUCCUGCUGGGAUUUUACCGGGGUUGGAAACUGACCUUGGUUAUUAUCUCUGUCAGCCCUCUCAUUGGGAUUGGAGCAGCCGUCAUUGGUCUGAGUGUGUCCAAGUUUACAGACCAUGAAUUGAGGGCCUAUGCCAAAGCAGGGGCAGUGGCUGAUGAAGUCAUCUCAUCUAUUCCAACAGUGGCUGCUUAUGGUGGUGAGAAAAAAGAGGUUGAAAGGUAUGAGAAAAAUCUUGUGUUUGCCCAGCGUUGGGGAAUUAGAAAAGGGAUAGUGAUGGGAUUCUUUACUGGAUUCAUGUGGUGUCUCAUCUUCUUGUGUUACGCUCUGGCCUUCUGGUAUGGCUCCAGACUCAUCCUGGAUGAUGGAGAAUAUACAGCAGGAACACUUGUCCAGAUUUUCCUCAGUGUCAUAGUAGGAGCUUUAAAUCUUGGCAAUGCCUCUUCCUGUUUGGAAGCCUUUGCGGCUGGCCGUGCAGCAGCCACCAGCAUUUUUGAGACAAUGGACCGGAAACCCCUCAUUGACUGCAUGUCAGAAGAUGGUUACAAGUUGGAUCGAAUUAAGGGUGAAAUUGAAUUCCAUAAUGUGACCUUCCACUAUCCUUCCAGACCAGAGGUGAAGAUUUUAAAUAACUUAAGCAUGGUCAUUAAAUCAGGGGAAAUGACAGCUAUGGUAGGAUCCAGUGGAGCUGGGAAAAGCACGGCACUGCAGCUCAUUCAGCGAUUCUAUGACCCCAGUGAAGGCAUGGUGACCUUGGAUGGCCAUGACAUUCGCUCUCUUAACAUUCAGUGGCUUAGAGCUCAGAUCGGGAUAGUGGAGCAAGAGCCUGUUUUGUUUUCCACCACCAUUGCAGAGAAUAUUCGCUAUGGCAGAGAAGAUGCAACGAUGGAAGAUAUAGUCCGAGCUGCCAAGGAAGCCAAUGCCUACAGCUUCAUCAUGGACCUGCCACAGCAAUUUGACACUCUUGUUGGAGAAGGAGGAGGCCAGAUGAGUGGCGGCCAGAAACAAAGACUAGCCAUUGCUAGAGCCCUUGUCCGAAACCCGAAGAUCCUACUUUUGGACAUGGCCACCUCGGCACUGGACAAUGAGAGUGAAGCCAUGGUGCAAGAGGCACUGAGUAAGGUUCAGCAUGGGCUCACAAUCAUUUCUGUCGCUCAUCGCCUAUCCACGGUUAGAGCUGCAGACGUCAUUAUUGGUUUUGAACGUGGUACAGCAGUGGAAAGAGGCACCCAUGAAGAACUGUUGGAAAGGAAAGGAGUUUACUUCACUCUAAUGACUUUGCAAAGUCAAGGAGAUCAAGCCUUUAAUGAAAAAGACAUAAAGGGAAAAGAUGAAACUGAAGAUACCUUACUUGAGAGAAAACAGACCUUUAGCAGAGGGAGCUACCAAGCUAGCUUAAGAGCUUCCAUCCGGCAACGGUCCAAGUCUCAGCUUUCUUACCUGGGACCUGAACCUCCAUUAGCACUUGUAGAUCAUAAGUCUACUUAUGAAGAGGACAGAAAGGACAAGAACAUUCCUGUGGAAGAAGAAAUUGAACCUGCCCCAGUUAGGAGGAUUCUGAAAGUUAAUGCUCCAGAAUGGCCCUACAUGCUGGUAGGGGCUGUGGGCGCAGCUGUCAAUGGGACAGUCACACCCUUCUAUGCCUUCUUCUUCAGCCAGAUUCUUGGGAUUUUUUCAAUUCCUGAUAAAGAAGAACAAAGGUCACAGAUCCAUGGUGUGUGCCUGUUUUUUGUAGCAAUAGGCUGUGUAUCUUUUUGCACUCAAUUUCUGCAGGGAUAUGCUUUUGCUAAAUCCGGGGAACUCCUCACAAAAAGGCUACGUAAAUUGGGUUUCAGAGCAAUGUUAGGGCAAGACAUUGGCUGGUUUGAUGACCUCAGAAAUAGCCCUGGAGCACUGACAACAAGGCUUGCUACAGAUGCUUCUCAAGUUCAAGGGGCUGCCGGCUCUCAGAUUGGGAUGAUGGUCAAUUCCUUCACUAACAUCACCGUGGCCAUGAUCAUCGCCUUCUUCUUUAGCUGGAAGCUAAGCCUGGUCAUAGUGUGCUUCUUCCCCUUCCUGGCUUUAUCGGGAGCCAUACAGACCAAAAUGUUGAUGGGAUUUGCCACUCAUGACAAGCAGGCUCUGGAGGUCGCAGGACAGAUUACAAACGAAGCCCUCAGUAAUAUUCGCACUGUGGCUGGGAUUGGAAAGGAGAGGCAGUUUAUAGAAGUGUUUGAGACUGAACUGGAGAAGCCAUACAAGACAGCCAUCCGAAAAGCAAAUGUUUACGGAUUCUGCUUUGGUUUUUCCCAGUGCAUUGUGUUUGUUGCUAAUUCUGCUUCCUACAGAUAUGGAGGUUACUUAAUUCCCAAUGAGGGGCUCCAUUUCAGCUAUGUGUUCAGGGUGAUCUCUUCAGUUGUACUGAGUGCGACAGCUCUUGGGAGAGCCUUCUCUUAUACCCCAAGUUAUGCCAAAGCUAAAAUCUCAGCCGCACGCUUUUUCCAACUGCUGGACCGACAACCCACAAUCAAGGUGUAUAGUAGUGCGGGUGAAAGAUGGGACAACUUCCAGGGGCAGAUUGACUUUGUUGACUGUAAAUUUACAUAUCCUUCCCGACCUGAUAUACAAGUUCUGAAUGGCCUCUCAGUGUCUGUUGGUCCAGGGCAAACCCUGGCAUUUGUUGGAAGCAGUGGAUGUGGUAAAAGCACCAGUAUUCAGCUGUUGGAACGUUUCUAUGAUCCUGACCAAGGGAAGGUGAUGAUAGAUGGGCAUGACAGCAAAAAUGUAAACGUCCAGUUUCUCCGCUCGAAGAUUGGAAUCGUUUCCCAGGAACCAGUGUUGUUUGCCUGUAGCAUAGUGGACAAUAUCAAGUAUGGAGACAACACCAAAGAAAUCCCCACGGAAAAAGUCAUAGAAGCCGCAAAGCAGGCUCAGCUGCAUGACUUUGUCAUGUCCCUUCCAGAGAAAUAUGAAACUAAUGUUGGGUCCCAGGGGUCUCAACUCUCUCGAGGGGAGAAACAACGCAUUGCUAUUGCUCGGGCCAUCAUACGAGAUCCUAAAAUCUUGCUACUAGAUGAAGCUACUUCUGCCUUGGACACAGAAAGUGAAAAGACGGUGCAGGUCGCCUUGGACAAAGCCAGAGAAGGUCGGACCUGCAUUGUCAUUGCCCAUCGUUUGUCCACCAUCCGGAACUCGGAUAUCAUUGCUGUCAUGUCACAGGGGAUAGUAAUUGAAAAGGGGACCCAUGAAGAACUGAUGGCCCAGAAAGGAGCCUACUACAAACUAGUCACCACAGGAGCCCCCAUCAGUUGA
Lagenorhynchus albirostris (white-beaked dolphin) is the source of this 3981-nucleotide messenger RNA. RefSeq names its product ATP binding cassette subfamily B member 11 (gene ABCB11). Lineage: Eukaryota; Metazoa; Chordata; Mammalia; Artiodactyla; Delphinidae. Gene Ontology annotation, molecular function: ABC-type transporter activity; ATP hydrolysis activity; ATP binding. Gene Ontology annotation, biological process: transmembrane transport. Bases 1 to 3981 code for a protein of 1326 amino acids. The transcript has 27 exons. Gene Ontology annotation, cellular component: membrane. The record is from RefSeq and is a predicted model, not a curated record.